AGAAGAUAUAGGAAGAACCUUAUAUAAAAUGAUCAUACGUAUUUGCCUUGUUUGGAGACCUUAGCUACAUUUUUCAUUCAAUUGAUUGAAUGGCAACAAUGGAUACCGCACACUUAAAUCAGGAUUUGAAACCAACCUGUGCUGCAUCAUGCAACUGCAAAGGAAAUCGCGAUGUAAUGGAAGCCAGCACACAAACCGACACCAAAGUACAAGGUGAGACUCCUGCGCUGUCAUCCAGUGGCGUGUUGACAGCUUGACAGAGAAUGCUGCGAAUGUUUUUACUGUUCGAUACAAUAUUUCUACUCACUGAACUCUGAACGUUGAGGCAUAUUGAAAAUAAAGACGUCAUUUUGUCACCGUCUACGCUUUUAUUAGUUUGAACCCACACGUCUGUAGCCUCCCUAGUGACUGGCUGGAAAUGUCUAAAUGGGAUCCUUGGGGCGUCCCAACUUUGUCUGACGUCACCCCAUUGAAGUUUAGGGUAGGUGCGUCCAACUCUGUCUGACGUCACCCCAUUGAAGUUGAAAUGUAAAACGGUAGGGGUUUAGGGUAGGGACGUCCCAAGGAUAACGUGACUGGUUCUGCAAAGAGGUCUUGACCUUUAUGGCACUGGACAGGUCAGCUGGGCUUGCUCUGUAAUAGCAGGGUUGCUGGAUCAAGCCCCAGUUUGGUUGUUCUCCCCUAUGAAUGCCAGAACAACAUACAUGUUUUGAAGAGAAAUGUACUGGCCAACAAUUUCACAUUCUAUGUCAGUGCUCCAGGGUUGCAGUGGGAAGAGGAAGUGAAUGUCUGCCCAAUGUUUGCUUCUCCUAAAGAAUAUCUUUAUUGAGCUCAAACUGUUAUCACUUGGGAGCAGCAAAGAUCUAGUGGAGAAAACACUCACUUGCCUUCCCUGUUUGUAAUCCUGUCUUUCUAUGGUGUGUUUUUAGGUAAUGGACCUAGGCUGGCCAAGGUUAACCUCUUCACCCUGCUGAGUUUAUGGAUGGAACUGUUCCCCAAGGAGGAACCAGAAGACAUAAACUAUAAUUACUUUGUAAGUUUGACCUACAGUGCAUUCGGAAAGUAUUCAGACCCCUUCCCUUUUUCCACAUUUUGUUAUGUUACAGCCUUAUUCUAAAAUGGAUUACAUUAUUUUUCCCCCUCAUCAAAAUACACAGAAUACCCCAUAAUGACAAAACGAAAACAGGUUUUAAGACAUUUUUGAACAUGUAUUAAAAAUAAAAAACAGAAAUACCUUAUUUACAUAAGUAUUCAGACCCUUUGCUAUGAGACUCGAAAUUGAGCUCAGGUGCAUCCUGUUUCCAUUGAUCAUCCUUGAGAUGUUUCUACAACUUGAUUGGAAUCCACCUGUGGUAAGUUCAAUUGAUUGGACAUGAUUUGGAAAGGCACACACCUGUCUAUAUAAGGUCCCACAGUUGACAGUGCAUGUCAAAGCAGAAACCAAGCCAUGAGGUCGAAGGAAAUGUCCAUAGAGCUCCGAGACAGAAUUGUGUCGAGGCACAGAUCUGGGGAAGGGUACCAAAACAUUUCUGCAGCAUUGAGGUCCCCAAGAACACAGUUGCCUCCAUCAUUCUUAAAUGGAAGAAGUUUGGAAUCACCAAGACUCUUCCUAGAGCUGGCCGCCCGGCCAAACUGAGUAAUCGGGGGAGAAGAGCCUUGGUCAGGGAAGUGACCAAGAACCCAAUGGUCUCUCUAACAGAGCUCCAGAGUUCCUCUGUGGAGAUGGGAGAACCUUCCAGAAGAACAACCAUCUCUACAGCACUCCUCCAAUCAGGCCUUUAUGGUAGAGUGGCCAGACGGAAGCCACUCCUCAGUAAAAGGCACAUGACAGGCCACUUGGAGUUUGCCAAAAGGCACCUAAAGAACUCUCAGACCAUGAGAAACAAGAUUUCUGGUCUGAUGAAACCAUGAUUGAAUUCUUUGGCCUGAAUGCCAAGCGUCACGUCUGGAGAAAACCUGGCACCAUCCUUACGGUGAAGCAUGGUGGUGGCAGCAUCAUGCUGUGGGGAGGGACUGGGAGACUAGUCAGGAUCGAGGGAUGAACGGAGCAAAGUACAGAGAGAUCUUUGAUGAAAACCUGCUCCAGAGUGCUCAGGACUGCAGACUGGGGCGAAGGUUCACCUUCCAACAGGACAACGACCCUAAGCCACACAGCCAAGACAACGCAGGAGUGGCUUUGGGACAAGUCUCUGAUUGUCCUUGAGUGGCCCAGCCAGAGCCCGGACUUGAACCCGAUCGAACAUCUCUGGAGAGACCUGAAAAUAGCUGUGCAGCGACGCUCCCAUCUAACCUGACAGAGCUUGAGAGGAUCUGCAGAGAAGAAUGGGAGAAACUCCUCAAAUACAGGUGUGCCAAGCUUGUAGCGUCAUACCCAAGAAGACUCAAGGCUGUAAUCACUGCCAAAGGUGCUUCAACAAAGUAAUGAGUAAAGGGUGGGAAUACUUAUGUAAAUGUGAUAUAACACAUUUCACUGCACCUAUUCGGUGUAUGUGACAAUAAAACAUAUUUAUUUUGUAUUUUCUAUAGAUAACAUGCAAUAAAUUACCAUAUUGAGCAUCAUCGCUUUUUUCCCUUACCUCCUGUCUUUUUCUCUGUCAGACGCGGGGUACAGGCCUGGUGGUGGUUCGGGACCAGAGGGUGGUGGGUCUUCACUGCUCCGGUCCAGAGCUCCACGUGGGGCAGGUAGCUGUGAUCAGACACGGGCCCAGGCUGGCUGCCUCAGACCUCUACUUCUCAAGGAGACCCUGCGCUACCUGCCUCAAGAUGCUUAUCAAUGGUGAGGACACACACACACACACACACACACACACACACACACUCACACACACAACGAGAGUUCACUUGUAAAGUCUUGUCUGUCAUCUCCAGCUGGGGUGAGCCGCAUCUCCUUCUGGCCUGGUGACCCUGAGAUGAGUCUGCUGGCGGUAGGGCCUAACGGGACGGACUCCAUUUCCCAGGAGGCCGUGCUGGACGCCAUUGCAUCCAAGAAGCUCAAGUCCAACAGCCGGCCCCACAUCAGUGUGCUGGUGCAGCCCGUGGCCCCCGGCCUGCAGCAGUUUGUGGAGGAGACCUCCAGGGGGUGUGACUUCAUGGAGAGGGUGUCGGGGGACGACCCUGGCCUGGACGCUGGGGACUUCUUCUGGAAGCAGAGGAGACGGAACCUGGACACUUUCUCCAAAGAGUUCCUAAUCCCACACGAACAGCUCCACCGUGACAUUCUCACCAAAAUAGGUCCGUAGUACAUCCAUUCAACCAUACUUGUUAACUAGUUUGUGUUCACUGGCUAGCUGUAUUUGGGCUAUAUUGGCUAACUCAAUAUGGGUAAGUUUGAGGAUAGAAAUCCUUUGCUCAAGAGGCCGCGUGCCACGCCAUCUGUUGAGUAGAUCCUGUUGAAUGAAUGGUAAACAUAGUGUUUAUAAAUGAUGAUUUGACACUGUCUUGCUACAGGUCUGGAGAACUUCUGCAUGGAGCCGUACUUCUCCAACCUGCGUCAGAACAUGAGGGAGCUGGUCGGGGUUCUUGCCUCAGUAGCUGCUAGUGUGCCUCUUCUCCAGUACGGCUUCUACAGGAAGGACUCCCAGCCUGCAACCUCGGAGCCGCCCCAGCCUCAGGGGGUGUCCCAGGAGAUUGCCAGACACUGCAUCAUACAGGCCAGACUGUUGGCCUACAGAACAGGUCCCUGAAAUAUCUGGAUAGUAGUCUAUAUACUAGCCAGAUUAGUCAUUCAAACUAGGAAGUCAUUUUGUAAAUGUGACAUGUCACCACAUUUUGUGGGGAAUCGCAUAAUGGAGUUCCAAGCAAUACAAAUAAAAAACACAAGAGAGCGAAGAGACUAUUGUUAUGAUAUAACUGGUAAACUCCAAUGGUUGACUGCACCUUUGUUGGAGAGUCAACCUGGAGGGGUAUCAAAUGUCAGAUGAACAGAAGGUAUCCCACAAUGCAUUCUAGUCUCGUUAGUGGUUAGCGACAGCUGCUAUGAAAUGGAGUUCUCUGAUUGGUUGGUCAGCCACUCACUCAAGAAAUCAAAAAUAUUUUUGAAACGGUUAAUUAUAUGUUCAUGUUUUAAGGCGAACUGGACAAGCUGUAAUCCGUAGUGGUUCAAUCUGUCUGAAGGUUUAAAAUGAUGGAACAUUCCUUUGAAAUUGGCCAUUUGGCAACGUGUCUGAAUGUGUUACUUGCUUGCUAUUCCAGAGGACCCUAAGGUUGGAGUUGGUGCUGUCAUUUGGGCAGAAGGGAAAUCUGUGAGUAAACCAUUAUUGUAUUUUCUAUGCUCAUAACUGUACAUUAAUAUUAUGUAUUUUGCCUCUGUAAUAUAAUGACAAAAAUAAAGUGGAAAGGAGAUUCCAAAACCUGGCUGGUAACAAAGAUUUCAAUAUGAAAAUGGGAUAAUAUCAAACUGGCAUUCACUGCGUUCUGUGCUCACCUGUUUUAGGGUGGUUGUGAUGGCACAGGGCGGCUCUACCUGGUGGGUUGUGGGUACAACGCCUACCCAGUGGGCUCGGAGUACGGAGAGUACCCCCAGAUGGACAACAAACAGCAGGACCGCCAGAGGAGGAAGUACCGCUACAUCAUCCACGCUGAGCAGAACGCACUCACCUUCAGGUCAGGAGGAGGGGGAGACAAAAGACAUGGGCUGCAUCUCAAUAGUCCUAAGUGACUUCCUCCCCUUAUAUCCCCCCUUCAUCUCCACUGAUCUGAGAGGACAGGAUACAGAUGUUGGAUCUUAAUUGCAGGAAAUGGGAAUUAUGUGGAUUAUAAUUAAUGGACAUUUUUGUAGGGGUUGAUACAUUUUUCGUAAAGGGACUGAAAUUUCAAAGUAGAAUUGGCAAACUUCCGAAGCCUUUUUAAACCUCAAAUACACUACAAGUUUUACAUUUCCUGCAUUGAAGGAAAGUUUUCUUGCAACAGGGUGAUCAAAUUAAGAUCCUACAUCUGUAGGUGAAGGAAAUACAGGGAAGGUGUACAUGGGUAUAUUUGCUCUCAACCUGUCCUUACAGGUCAAUGCAGAUGGCAGAGAGGAUGCAAGGAGGUACAGCUGAGGAGUCGGACCAGGGGGCAGGAAUUAAUGGCUGGGUUUAAGGAUUAUGACAUAAAUAAAUGUGAUUGUCGUUUCCAGGAGUGCCGAGAUCCGCGAGGAGGAGAACACCAUGCUGUUUGUGACUAAGUGUCCGUGUGAUGAGUGUGUCCCUCUGAUCCGAGGAGCUGGGAUCAAGCAGAUCUACACCACUGACCUGGACAGCGGCAAAGACAAGGGAGACAUCUCCUACCUCAGAUUUGACGGCCUCCAAGGAGUCCUGAAGUUCAUUGUGAGUACCUACAUUGAUUGACGGAUGAAUCGUUUUCUAUGGGUGUAGCAGCAUCUCAAUAGUAUUUUCCGCUCCUCAUCUUUCCUUCAUCUGUACUGAUGAGAAAAAACUGGAUGGAUUCCUCUUAGGUGUCUGCCAUUCAGCUUUUACAUAUCGUUGUGUUUUCCUCUUUAGGCUAUUGAGGUAUACUCAUAAUAGUCCUUUCUACAGAUGUAAUAUUCUUACAAAAUGUGUUUACAACAUGUUUUCGUCACAGUGGCAGAAGUCCUCUCUGGCCAGGAGAGCCUCUGAACAUGCUGGUCUUCAUCUAACCAGUGAGUUGUCGUUCUCUGUACCAUUAGUUAGCAUGACAUUUGUCACUUUGUAGAGAGUGACGUAAUGUCUUCUUCUUCUCUAAUGUAUUGGCGGUCGCACAAAUCUAAUGUGCAUGCUGCCACCUACUUACCACAAUACUGAUGACGGAUCAGCUCGCUAACCGUCUCUGAUUUGACUCUGAUGUAAUGUCACACGGUUUACCAUGUCUUGUUGUGAUUACAGAUGGAUGUGUGGGGAAGCAUGGGAGACAGGCUGAACAGGACUUUCAAUGCAAUAAGAGGUUACGGUCGGCAACACCUCCAGACCUUUCUCUUGUUUGUUGAACAAUGGUAAGGUAGCUUUCAGUCUGGUUUCACCAGGCUAA
Molecule: messenger RNA, 5985 nt
Organism: Coregonus sp. 'balchen'
Lineage: Eukaryota; Metazoa; Chordata; Actinopteri; Salmoniformes; Salmonidae
Source: the annotation of a GenBank genome assembly